Cinara cedri is the source of this 7045-nucleotide messenger RNA. NCBI's taxonomy places the organism in Eukaryota, Metazoa, Arthropoda, Insecta, Hemiptera, Aphididae. The record is from the annotation of a GenBank genome assembly.
AAACAUUUUUGUGUAAUAAUAAGUAUAUUUGUUGUGAGUAAUAUAAUACAUUAAGGUACCAAAUAUUGUACAUUUGUACUGCGGACUGAGCAAGAUGAAAUUUAACACGACACUUUUUAUAUGUUUGAUUUUUUCGACUAUUUGUAUUACGAAGGUAAAUAUAUUUACUGUGUUAUACACACCUACUAAUAACAAAUUAUUAUUUUAAAUUUUUCUAAUGAACAAAUUUAUUAUUUAUCAUUAUUUAUAAUCCGAGGUGUACAUAAGAGCGUUAUUUCAGUUUUUUAAUAGGGAUGCAAAUAAUUGAAUCGGGCUAAUUUUUUCAUCCAUCAGGCCACGGAAAAAUAAAUUUCGAUUUCUUCGAUCACUCGUAUUCUCACUUUACAUUUUAAUAUUCAAAUACUAUAAAGAAAUAUUUCUGUUCUGUGUUUCUUUCUACUUUUUCUAUAUUUAAUUGAUGACAGUGCAAUUAAAAAACAUUUUAUGGGGGGCCAAAAAUACAUUAACAAAAACGUUAAACGAAAAACAAUUCGGAGCAAAGUUCAGUUAUAAAUUUAUAAAUAUUGUAGAAGGUCGUAAUAUUUACGAUUUUUGUGAAAAUUUGAUUUUAAAAGUUAUAUAAAAAAAAAACUUCAUUACACACAAUUUUCAACUAAUAAGUACAACUUAUUAUGAACUUCCUGUUAAAUUUCCAUGCAUUCCAAACAACUAAAUCCACAUAAUACCUACCAAAUAAAAACUACACAAACAUAAAAAGCCUCUAAAAAGCUCAUAAAUAACUAAUAUAUACGAAAAACAUUUUACUACGUCUAUAAAAAACAAAUAUAAAUUUUCUGUUCAAAUUCCAAUUUGAUAUGUAAUUUGUUGAUAUGAUGGAAAACGUAAUUAAAAUAUAGCACAGUUACACCACCUACUUUUGUGGGGUCUACCAUAAAUGUAAAUAGGGUGAAGACUAAAGGGGUUUCGGGGGCUUAACUUGUUCUGCUAUUUUUUACAUUCCUUAAAUUUAAUAUUUCGAAAGGCAAAGUAAAAAUUAAUAAAUAAUUAUAAUACUGAAGUAUUUGUGUGUGUAAUACAUACUGUGUAUUAUAAUAAAUAUUUCUGAGCAUAUCUAACUAUUGUAGACUAUAGUUGAAAUUCUAUGUUUGUAAACAUUUAUUGUAAGUUUUGUUUUGUCAUAUUAUAAUAUAUAGGCAAAAGUGUAUAAUAUUUUAAACCAAGCACAGCGAUUAAAAAGUAUAGUAAAUAAAUAUAUAAAUAAAAAAUGUAUAUAUAAAAUAAAACAUAAAUAAAUUAAUAGAUACAUCACCUGGAGUAUUAUGAUAAGUUUAUUAUACGACUGGUUUCGAAAUAAAAAUUCAUCAUCAGGUAUAUCAAAAUCAAAAUGUAAAACACGACUGAAUAUAUAAAAAACUAAAUGAAGGAAUACAUAACAAAAAAUUAUAAACGUGGUCAUUUCAGAUAGAAAUAAUUUAUUUUAAUAGGAGAGAUUAUUUAAAAUGGGUUAUUAUUAGACAUAUAUAUGUUAAAAAACAUAAAUCAUUGGGUUAUUAAUUAUUGCCUAAAAUGUAUUGAUAUAAAAUAUUAUUUUUAAAUUAGUUUGUACAUUUAAAAUAUUAUUAAAAUUAUUUUUCUUUAUUUCAUUGUAUUCAUAUGUAAUUCUUCAAAAACAGAAUUAAUGUAUAUGUUAUUUUGGGAAUUUAAUAUCUCUAAUUCUGUAUUAAUAUCAAAGCUUAUAUUAUGAUUAUUUUAUAAAACAUGUUUAGCGAAAUUUGAUUUAAAGACAGUCUUUUUAAAUUCAUGUGCUAUUAUAGCAUUAGUUUGUGUAGGUUUCCUGUAAAUAAUAAAAUUAAAUUUAUUGUUUAUUAUGUAAACUGUAAGAUCUAAGAAAUUUAAUUUAUUAUUUAUUUGUAUUUCGAGUGUAAAUUGAAUAUUUGUAUUUAUUUUGUUUAAGUAGUUAACUAAAUUUUCUACUUGUCUAUUUAAAUCUCUAAAUAAAAUUAAUGUGUCAUCAACGUAUUUAUAAUAUGCUUUCAUAUAUGGAUAAUUUAAUUGAUAAAUUAUCAAUUAAAUUUGUUGAUUAAAUUGUUGGAUUUUUUAUAUUUAUUCAUUUAUUUAUUUUUAUUUUUAUAUAUACAUUUUUUAUUUAUAUAUUUAUUUACGAGUAGUUAUAAAUCGUUUUAAUAAUUUUGUUUUACUUUAUUAUUUUAUUAUGAUUAAAAAGUGUUUAGGGUUGUAUACUUCUCUAAACAUUCAGUUCUGAUCUGUAUUUAGGACAUCAGUACUCUUAAUUCUCAAACACUAUUUGUGCCUACAGUACCAAAACUCCAAAAGACUUUCAUUAAAUUCUAUAAAAAGUACUUCCACCCUACUUAGUCCUUACUGACUACCUAUAUAGCACUAGUAGUUUCGAUAAAAUGUACCUUUCGAUUUGAGUGGAGCGAGAAAUUUAUUGGUUUUACAAUGAUGUUUAUUUUAUUUUUUUUUCUGUGGAUAACUUUUCUACUUUUCAAAUAAAUGGGAAAAAACUAAGAAAAACGAGAAAAUAAGUACAAUGUUUAACAAAUAUCAUUAAAGAAAAUAUAUAGGUAAUAUGCAUAUAUAAUUAUUUUACCAUCUGAAUCUCCGUUCAGAAUGGUUUUUUUCGUUAGCAAUGGUUAAUCGUUACGUACAGAUAUAUACAUUACAUUUCCCCUCUACUAUGUUCCCAACUUCUCACCUAUAACAGUGGCCGCACACGUCACCAUUAUCUUAUUAGGGUUUUUUUUAGUACCUACCUAUAUUUUAACGAAAUUUAGUUACCAUGAUUCGAAUAAAAAUUAUUCCUCGAGUAUAGAAAGUCCCAGUCCUUUGGAACCUCCAAUUUUUUUCUAUGUCCGCAACUGGAGGUAGAUAUAUAUUUUCCCUGCGCAAAGCCGUAAUCUAAAAUAAUUUUGAUGAAAAUUAAAGGUUUCCCUUAGGUUCUCACUUGGGAGUAAACAUUUUUCCUUUGGUAUGGUAAUACACCUAGUGAUAGACUCUAACCAAAAUUCAUUAGGAAUGUAACUUAGUAGACUCCUGUUAGGAACGUUUUCCAAUUAUCAUUGGACUUUUGCAGGGAUAUUCUCUAGAAGUCACUACAAUCUUGUUUUAGAUGUCUAUUUAAAUCUUCUUGAAAUCUUGGUAUUAUCGUACCUACCUAUAUCAACCUUUAAUGUGUAAUAUUUUUCAGGCUGAACCUAGCGAUGAGGUUGAAGAAGAAGCAACACAAGAGGUUGAAGAAGAAGCAACACAAGAUGUUAAAUGCUAUGCACCACAACCUUUUCAGUAUAAACCCAGCGAAAGAUUGAAGACACUUGAAAGUGGAUUGUCGGCCGGCAAAAUGAAGUUUGUCCCGGAGGGCAAGGUUAGAGAGACCAUGACUAAUGUGUAUCAGAACGCGAUAACGCGAGGCGCAGCUAAUGAAGGUCUACAAAAACUCGAUGAUGAAUGGAAAUCUAUGCUCCAAGGUCCGGAAGCGUCCCGGGUAGUUGGUACCUGCGGCCGGAACUUCGCUAAGGUCGUAUCGUCUGAUAAAGGACGGGAGAUAUUGAAAACGGUAUGGAUCACGGCACACUUGUUGUUGUCGAAGGCCGGCAAAGAUACCCGAGGUGCUGGAUUGGGUAGGAUCAUGGCUUCGAUGUUCAAACUGUUCGAGUCACCCCAAAUGCCUGAAAUCGUCAGUCAAACGGGUGGCCUGAUUAUCUCGGCCGCGAAUAAACCCAGAGCGGUGUGGUUCGUUAGACGGGCUUUCCAAGAAAUUGAAGGCUUUUUAGUGGAUAGAGACCUUCCUGACAAAAUCAAUACAUUCUUUGAAAACAUGAUGUCUAUGAUGAAAAACUUGAAAAUCCCGGAAAGGGAAAGUGCCUCGUCAUUUAAACGUACACGUAGUAGACGUAAAUAUAUUACUGAAGAAUAGUAUCUAUACGUUUUAUCGGUCAGAUGUAACUAAAAAUCAAACAUAAUAUAUCUAACUAUCUUACAAUAUAAACCCAAUAUAAUGAAUGUAUAAUGAGAUGUAACUAUAUAUGUACCUAUGUCUAUUUAUAAAUAUUAUGUUUUUUGUAGCACUCAUAAUUAAAAUAACAUGUUUUACUCAAAUUUCGAGAGAAAAAACAUUUAGGUAUACGAAAUACUUUUAGGUAGAGCUAUCCUUAGAAUUUGCGAGAUUCAGGGUUAAAAUAAUUAUGAGACCUAACAUAAAUUUUUAUUUAAAAGUGCAUUGAAAAUACUCACUCUUUCUUUUUUAUUGCACACAGUAAUUGAUUCAAAAUGAUUGUACUUUCAAAUAUCUAUAAUAGAUAGGUAGGAGUAAUAGGUACAUAGUUUUCAAUUAUAAAAAUAAUAAGUAAAACAUAAAAAAAAAAUUAUAAUAAUUUAAUUUAAUUUUGCUCGACCAUUGUUAUUAUUUAGUAGGUAUAGAUUAGAUUAAAAAUUCAAAUAAAUAAAUAAUUAUACUUACCUUAGAUACAAAUUAUUUUAAAAUCAAUACAGCUUCUUUGUAAAUUUGUUCAGAAUCUUAUUAAUACAUUAACAAAUUUCUCGUUCUACAAGUGCUUUCCACACUGGUAGCUUGUAAAGAUAAGUAAGUUUUAAAAUGGAAAUUGUAUUAACAGCAUAAUACCUAAUAAUAACAAAAAUUUUAAAUGCAUAAUGUUAUAUUUCCUUAUAUAUAUAUAUAUAAAAGAAUAGGCAUUUUUUAUGUUGCAAUUUUGUGAUGACACUAUUUAACUUUUUUUCAUAUAGUUGUUGCAAAUACUCUUCUAAAUGUCACCAUGGCAUCCGAAUUUCCUUUUUUUUAUUUGUUUGAGAGGAGGGAGAGGAGGAUUCAGUUUUUUAGCGUAUCAUUUAAAUAAUUUAACGAUUUUUUUUUACUAAAUUGAAUAAAAUACUCCUUCAAGUGAUCUAUUAUUUACAAUUUCAUUUUAUUCGUCGUUAUAAAUCGUUUACGCACUCUGUCAUAAUUAAAUACUGGCAGAAAACACCGAUAAAUAAAACUCUAUGGGUCGGUAUGCGAAUAAUACUCAAAUGUAAAAUUUGAAUUCUCCUAGGUUAUGUAAUGGGACUAGGCUCCGUGUCACCUCUCGUACAAAAAAAAGUAAUUGAAGCUGAAAUGUUGAUCGGAUGUGCUAAGUGAGAAAAAUAUUUUCACCGAAAAUACCAUUACACCCCAAUGAUUUUCCAGUUCAGUAAAAAAGAGUUGUUUUAAAAACAAGUUUGUUUUGCAAUGACAAUAAACAAUGCUCAAGAUCAGACUUUAACUUAUUGUGGUGAAGAUUUGAAAUAUAACUGUUUCUCACAUAGACAAUUGUAUGUAGUAUUUUCUAGAGUUGGAAGAUCUGUCCAUUUAUACGUUUAUGCACCAUAAAAUAAAAUUCUGAAUGUGGUAUACCAAGAGGUUUUGACUAAAGUCAUUUUAGAAUUGAGUAACUCAUUAAAGAACCAUUUGUAAAUAUUCAUAAAUAAAGUUAAAUUAUACAAAAUAUAAUUAUAGAACCAUUUUUAAUAAUAAUAUGGGUAUAGAAUCAUUAGAAUCAUUUGUAAAUUGUAUUAUUAUUUUUUUAUUUGUUAUUCAGCUACUAAUACUAUUUAGCAAUUGAUUAAAUUAAGUAAAAUACAUUUUUUUCUUCUUUAAAACAUAACUAUGAGUGUUGAACUUAAGAUUUUCAUUUAGAGAGAGCAAAAACUACACACGGACGAAGCCGGGUAAUUCAACUAGUAAUGUAUAUAACAUUAUACAUAUAUACAUUACUAGCUGUCCCGCCCAGCGUUGCCCAUGCCAAACAUAUGUGUAAUAAAAACGUUUUCCCUCUGGAUUACCUGUUUUCAUCUUGAUCAAAACACUGCAGUUAACCAUUAUUGCCCUUAAAAAUUUAAAAAUACUUUUUCUUUAAUUUUCAUUUCAAACUUAUAUGAAUUAGUUAUAUGGUUGCUAAGUAAUGAAAAAUAUCUAUAAAUUACUAUUUUGUAUACAGCCCAAACUACUGCAGGUUAGAUCUAUUACUUCUACUAGUCAGAUCGAGGAUUUCAAUAGUUUAAAACCUUCUCCAGAUAAUACGAAAAAACAUAUUGCGAAAAAACAAGUAAAAUUGGUCUAUAUUUUGAUCGUGCAUUUGUGAAUGAUUGUUUCUAGGUAAGCGCAUUUUCUUGGCACUAUUUGUGGAAUGAUCAAGGUUUGAUUUCCUCUUCAAAGACAUUAUGCGAUAAAUAAAAAAAAUAACCAAGAAAAGUAAAAAAAAGUGCUAUAUAAUAAUAGAAUAAUAUAGGAUUGCAACUAAUCCGUUAGUUAAACAGGUGCCACCUAUCUAAAAUAAUAAUAAAUUGUGUACUAAGUUACUAAAUAACUUUUUUUUAAUGAACAAAAAUAUGCACUAUAUAUCUUCCAGUUUCUAAUUCUCGUUGAGCUGUGCCCAUCACUACCAAGAGCAAAGGGCAAUCCAAGGGCCCCGUUGGAGGCCCACCAAUAGGGAGCCCACUAGGAAAUUUGCAAAAUAAACGUAAAAGUUGAAUGAUCAUGAAAUAACUAAACUAAAAUCUGAAUAAAGUAAAAAUAUUAAUUCUCAGAAAAUAUUUCAAGUCUAAAUGAAACACACAAAAAUAUUAUAAGUCCAAUUAGUUAAACGUUUGACAUUUUUUUAAAACCCAAUAAUUAAAUUCGUCAAAAUUAUUCUAAGUCUAAUAAAAUUACCUAUUCAAAGUAGUACAAGUCCAAAUAUUUAAUUCAUAAAACAGUAUGUUACGAACGUAUACUCUCAAUUGAUCGCCUAAAAUUAGGGUAUUUUACUAAUGCACACUUAAUUCCACAUACCAAAAUAUUUUAAUGAACAUAGACCUAGUAGUGCAUAUGCCACAUAUGACUUCGUUGCAUAAUUUUUUUUGGUAUUUAUUAAUAAUUAGUUAUAAUAAAUACAAUCUAAGACAAUUUUCUAUAAAAGUCCUUGAUAUAUGACUAGAAAUUUUAAAACUAAAAACUUAAUAGCUUGGGUUAAUAUACUCAUUAUAUUAUUAAAUAAUAACAAAUACCUAC